Molecule: messenger RNA, 1453 nt
Organism: Nerophis ophidion (straightnose pipefish)
Lineage: Eukaryota; Metazoa; Chordata; Actinopteri; Syngnathiformes; Syngnathidae
Gene: fam3c
Product: FAM3 metabolism regulating signaling molecule C
Exons: 10
Coding region: 309-1073 (254 amino acids)
Source: RefSeq, a predicted model, not a curated record
UCUGCUUGAACGGCAUAAUUACACAGUAUUUUGGAGAUCUGUGUUGCUGAAUCUUGCAAUUUGUUCAAUUAAUAUUGGAGAAGUCACAGUAGAAUGAUGGAGUUGGGAAGCUUUAGCCUUUAGCCACACAAACACACGGUGAUUCCUUGUUUAAAAUUCCUGGAGGUGAAACGUUACUAUGGAUCAAGCGAACAUGAAUCAAGACGGAAUGUCAACCAGCAGUUUUCGCUGCCGUCGUCUCCCCUGAGACACUGCGCGUCAACACACCCGUGGAGACACCCUUCCGACUAUCAGGUGCUCACAAGUGGAUGGUGGUGACUAGGAUGGUGCGGGCUGGAGGUAUUGUGAAACUAGCGGCCAUCAUUUUCACGUUCGUCCUCGCCGCCUACUUGGCUUUUGAGCUGCUGGAAGUCAAGAUGGAUUUCAAGCUGGGCAACGUGAUCGUCAAAUCCUUACCAAUGCAUAGAGACGACCGGGUCACACCAGUCCGACACAAAUGUGGACUGUCGAAGGCGUGUCCCGAUAGACACUUUGCCUUCAAGAUGGCGAGCGGCGCGGCCAGCGUGGUGGGGCCUAAAAUCUGUUUGGAGGACAAACUGAUAAUGAGCGGCGUGAAGAAUAACGUUGGAAGAGGAAUCAACAUCGUUCUUGUCAAUGGUAAUAAAGUCACCUUUUAUGCCACUUAUGUGUUAUCACUACACAAUCAAAUGUCUCCCGCAGGAAAAACAGGAGAGGUUAACAAGACGGACUCCUUUGACAUGUGGGGAGGAGAUGUGGCCCCCCUUAUCCAGUUCUUGAAGGCAAUCCCGGAAGGCACGAUCACCAUGAUGGCGUCUUUUGACGAUCCCUCCACCAAGCUCAAUGGCGAAGCCCGAAAGCUAAUCGCUGAUCUGGGGAGCUCAAGCAUCAACAACUUGGGCUUCCGGGAUAACUGGAUCUUUGUCGGAGGGAAAGGGAUCAAGACCAAGAGUCCGUUUGAGCAGCACAUCAAGAACAGCGCAGACACAAACAAGUAUGAGGGAUGGCCGGAGGUCCUGGAGAUGGAAGGCUGCGUGCCUCAGAGGACAAACUGAGCCUGGUCCACCGUCCUUACCCGGACCCUCCACCUUUUAGCCUUUUAUUCGCCUUCCUCGUUCCAGUGACACUCAUUAUUACAAUGCCAAUCAUCCAAAGGAGUGCAGGUAGAGCGCACUGAUAAGACGGAACUUGAUUUUUUGGUUUGCUGGAAUCCAAAAACAGAUUUUUAGUCCAGUAUUAUUGCACUGUUGUCGACUCCUGCUCAACUUGCUCACCUUUCAUCUUGCUACUCUUUUUUUUUUUUUUUCUUAUUCCUGACGGAUAUUGUAAUUAAUUAGGUGACAGCUGUGAACUUUGUACAUAUAUUUGCGAGGUACGGGUUAAUGAACAAUGUACAGAAUAAUAUAAUUUCUUUAAAUAAACAAUACGGCCAGUA